GAGCUCGAGUGGAGUCGCCCUCAUCGGGCUUCUAGCGAGCCUCAGUACAUUAUGCUUAGCCCAAGCAAGUUUAAAUGCCAAUCACGGAGUUGGCAACUAUUCUUUCCCGGAGGACUUCAUGUUUGGAGUAUCUUCCGCCGCUUUUCAGAUAGAAGGAGGCUGGAAUGAAGGAGGUAGAGGAGAAAGUAUGUGGGACACAUACCUCCACGAACAUCCGAACUUCACAAUUGAUGGCACGAACGGUGACGUAGCAGCUGAUUCCUACCACAGGUGGAAGGAGGACAUUAUUAUGAUUAAAACCCUUGGCGUAAAAUACUAUCGCAUGUCGAUAUCUUGGCCGCGAUUGUUACCAAAGGGUACCGACAACUACGUAAACGAAGAAGGAGUAAAAUACUAUCGUAAGUUGUUUCAAGGUUUGCAAAGGGCUAACAUAACCAUCAUAGUGACACUAUUCCAUUGGGACUUACCCACGCCACUUAUGGACCUUGGUGGAUGGGCCAAUCCAAAGAUGGUGGAUUACUUUGAGGAUUAUGCAAGAGUGGCUUUUAAAACCUUUGGAGAUAUAGUAAAAAUAUGGACAACUAUCAACGAGCCGCACCAACAUUGUUACAAUGGCUAUGGAAGUAAUUGGUUUGUGCCAGCGUUACUGUCGCAUGGUGUUGGAGAAUAUUUGUGUGCCCAUUACAUGCUACUGGGUCAUGCUCGAGUUUAUCAUUUGUAUGAUAAGGAGUUCCGGCCACAUCAGAAAGGUAAAAUUGGUAUUACUGUGGAUGCUUUUUGGGCGGAACCGAAAGAUAGCACAAAAGCUGCUGACAGGGACGCAGCUGAAAGGUAUCUCCAAAUGCAUCUGGGAAUCUAUGCUCAUCCAAUAUUCAGUGAUAAUGGAGACUAUCCGCCUAUAGUGCGUGAAAUAAUAGACGACAUGAGCAACGCCCAAGGGUUUACUAGAUCUCGUCUACCUUAUUUUACACUUGAAGAGACGGACAACCCUUACGAAGCUCCCAACUUCUGCCGGUCACGUUUUUGCUUCGUCAACGAACACUCUGAAGACUCUAGAAAUUGUGCAUACCACUGGAACUAUGCCAACAGUUUAUAA
Molecule: messenger RNA, 1096 nt
Organism: Hyposmocoma kahamanoa
Lineage: Eukaryota; Metazoa; Arthropoda; Insecta; Lepidoptera; Cosmopterigidae
Product: myrosinase 1-like
Exons: 8
Coding region: 119-1096 (325 amino acids)
Biological process (GO): carbohydrate metabolic process
Molecular function (GO): beta-glucosidase activity
Source: RefSeq, a predicted model, not a curated record